CCCAGAAAGAAAAAUAAAAUCUUUAUUGUUUGUCUUCAAGUCUGCCUCUGUGUCUCGUUCCCUAAUACAAACACAAUCUUUCUCUUUUCCCUCUGAAGUCAAAUCCCUUAUACUUUACGUAACGCAUAUAGCACUUCUCCUAUAUAUUAACCCACCGUUAUUUUUAUUCCUUUGCCUCUCAACUUCUCAACGCUAUCUUCUUCUCUUUACUGUAACUUUUUUUAAAAACAAUGGUGCAAAACCACCACGGGACAGUCGGGGAGAACAAGGGGAAAAGACCCAAGUUCUUUAUCAACGACCACGUGGACAUCCUCAUAGAGAUCCUCAAACGCCUCGACUGCCGUUCCCUCUGCGUUGCCGCCAGCGUGUGCCGUCUCUGGUGCACCAUUGCUCGCAACGACUCCCUCUGGGAAAACCUAUGCUUUCGACACGUGUCUCCUCCGCCUUCCAGCGUGCGGUCCGUUGUUCUUGCCCUGGGCGGCUACAAACGCCUCUACAUGGGCUGCGUGAGACCCGUGCGGAGCCGACUCGGACGAGUCAGGAGAGCUUCUUGGGCUCGGGACGAGGUCCAGCUCUCCUUGUCUUUGUUUUGCGUUGAUUACUACGAAAGGCUUGGCGGUGGGAGUAAUAGUAACGGGAGACUCGUCGGGGAAUCCUCACCGUCGUCGCUAAUGUUCCUAUGCAAGCCCAUGAAUGUAUGAUUUUUCGUCGUCUUUUAUCUAACCUAUAUUUUCAAAUUAUUAUACCUUUAAAAUGAAAAUUAUCAUAAAAUUCUUUAUAGCUUUUGUAUUAUUUUUUCUUAGAAAUUUCUAUGAAUUG
Molecule: messenger RNA, 819 nt
Organism: Hibiscus syriacus
Lineage: Eukaryota; Viridiplantae; Streptophyta; Magnoliopsida; Malvales; Malvaceae
Product: F-box protein SNE-like
Exons: 1
Coding region: 231-701 (156 amino acids)
Biological process (GO): gibberellic acid mediated signaling pathway; regulation of gibberellic acid mediated signaling pathway
Cellular component (GO): SCF ubiquitin ligase complex
Molecular function (GO): protein binding
Source: RefSeq, a predicted model, not a curated record